Messenger RNA from Pogona vitticeps (central bearded dragon), 1399 nucleotides. RefSeq names its product methyltransferase 23, arginine (gene METTL23). Gene Ontology annotation, cellular component: cytoplasm; nucleus. The record is from RefSeq and is a predicted model, not a curated record. NCBI's taxonomy places the organism in Eukaryota, Metazoa, Chordata, Lepidosauria, Squamata, Agamidae.
CCCGCGUGAAAGAGUACAGGUUUGGAGGACAGCCCGAUGAGGACGAGCCGGAGCACCUGAACCCAGAACUGGUGGUGUUUAUUCCCGAGGUUCUGAUCGAUGGUUUUGUUUUAAAGAUACUACUAUUCUGCUCCGUACAAAUGCGUAGGAACGAAUUUGAAGGGAGCUGAAUUAAGAAGGCAGUUGUCCCGACACGAAAGAAAUACAGGGCAGGAUUUGUCGUUUUGUAUCACAGGUCCUUGAUCCCCAGUAUGGCAUGUAUGUUUGGCCCUGUGCAGUGGUCUUGGCCCAGUAUGUCUGGUUCCAUAGAAGGCUAGUUUCCAGCAAAAGGAUUUUGGAGCUUGGGGCAGGUGUGAGUCUUCCUGGGAUAGUGGCAGCAAAGUGUGAUGCAGAAGUGAUAUUAUCGGAUAAUGCAGAGUUUCCUCAGUGUCUGGACAACUGUCGAAGAAGCUGCCAGAUGAAUAACCUCUCCGGUGUGCACAUCAUAGGAGUCACCUGGGGACGUGUAUCACCGUGUUUACUGGCCUUACCUCCAGUGGACAUAAUUUUGGCAUCUGAUGUGUUUUUUGAACCAGAAGAUUUUGAAGAUAUUUUAAGUACAGUGUACUACUUAAUGAGAAAAAAUCCACAUGCACAAUUGUGGACUACUUAUCAAGUCAGAAGUGCGGACUGGUCUAUUGAAGGACUACUCUACAAGUGGGAAAUGGACAGCUUCUGUGUGCCCUUGCAAUCAUUUGAAGCAAACAAGGAACAACUGGCUGGCUCUUCUCUUCCAGGGAGACACACGAUUGAAAUGAUGGUGAUUGCUACAAAGAAAGCAGUUCAAUUAGAGACUUAGCUGUUUUGAGAAAUAACUUCCCAUUUAUAUUUUUGCAAAAAUAAAUAUUUUGACACCUAAACUGUCUACCACUAAAGUUUUUGUAAGUGGUUAUGUCAUAACAGUAUCCGUUGCAAAUUGCUUACAGCCAAUGAUUUCAAGAGAUAGCCAUCUGGCACUGUAAGGUUAGCAACUCUCUUCUGGCAUUUUAUGAUGUUCUCAAGGCUUCCUAGUCUUCUACCCCAGAUGGAAUAAUCUUCGUAUAGAGUAAAUAACCACACCAGACAUUCGGCAGCAGUGAACAAUCUGCUAUAACUCUCCAACUCCAAACCUGUUUUGGAAGGCGUCCCAAGCCCCGCCCCAGCACAUUAAAGAUGUAUGGUGGGCAUACAAGAAAAAGUUACCAAGCAUCCCUCUUCUUGCUGUUUCAUUACUUUGCUCAUGGAACAUGUCUAAACAUUAAAAACAAAGAACUGUCCAAGCCCAUAACAUAUUUACCACCUAUGGAGGCCUCAAUGAAAUUAACUAAUUAACUAAGUACCUGAGGAACAGAAAUAAAUUUCACAGGAAUGGAAUAUCACU